This is a messenger RNA of Naegleria lovaniensis, 1743 nucleotides long. RefSeq lists its product as uncharacterized. Gene Ontology annotation, cellular component: nucleus. The transcript has a single exon. Gene Ontology annotation, biological process: tRNA N2-guanine methylation. NCBI's taxonomy places the organism in Eukaryota, Heterolobosea, Eutetramitea, Acrasida, Naegleriidae. The coding region runs from base 1 to 1743 and encodes 580 amino acids. The record is from RefSeq and is a predicted model, not a curated record. Gene Ontology annotation, molecular function: RNA binding.
AUGAACCAAGACGUUUCUGUAUCAUCAUCGUCUUCCGAUGCUACUAACAACAAUACCUCCACAACACUUCCAUCAUCAACUCAAUUGGAACUGAUUGAUGGAAAAUAUUAUCCAAGUGGUACUCAUCACAACAUUUCGAACAUUAAGAGCAUUCCAAGCGGUUAUCAAUGCAUCAACGAAGGAACAGCCACUGUACUCUAUGCCAAUGAUACCGAAGCGUUCUAUAACAAGGUUCAGGUAUUCAAUAGAGAUGUUUCCACGUUGGUGAUUAAAAUGUUCAAUGAAACAAGAAAAGAGGAAAAAUUAAAGCCUUCUAGUAGAAGAAGAAAAAAGAAUGAAGAUGAAAUGGAUACAUCUUCCGACAAUUUAAAGACAUAUGAAGGAUUGAAAAUUUUAGAAGCCUUAUCUGCAACUGGUUUGAGAUCCAUUCGAUAUUGGCACGAAAUUCCAGAUGUAAAACAAAUUAUUGCCAAUGACCUGCUACCGGAAGCAGUGCAAGUCAUCAAGAGAAAUGUUGAGUUUAAUGAUAUUUCUGAAAAUUGUGUUACAGCCAAUCAAGGCGACGCGAUUGCAUAUAUGGCAUCCAAUUCUGGAAAAGCCUUUGAUGUUGUUGACUUGGACCCAUAUGGAUCGGCUGCACCAUUUAUUGAUGGCGCUGUUCAAUGUGUGGAUGGAAACGGUGGACUAUUGUGUAUUACUUGUACUGACAUGGCGGUAUUAUGUGGUCAACAACCAGGAACAUGUUUUGCAAAAUAUGGUUCUUACCCACAAAAAUUGAAAGCAUGUCAUGAACAAGGUUUGAGAAUGUUAAUUUCAUCCGUUCAAAAUAGUGCGUCUAGAUAUAAGAGAUACGUAGUACCUGUUCUCUCAUUGAGUGUUGAUUUUUAUGUUCGAGUAUUUUUGAGAGUUUAUUCUUCAUCAGAAAAAGUGAAGAAUAUUUAUAAGGAAAUGGGAAAUGUUUUUGUUUGCUCUGGUUGUGAAGCAUUUUAUACAGAGACUUUUGGUGGACGAUCAAGUGCCAAUAGUAAACAAUUCCAUGAACAUGGCACGAGAGCAGAAACAAUUCCAAAGGAACAAUGUCCUGAGUGUGGAUGGAGACUUAAAUUAUCAGGUCCGAUGUGGCUAGGUCCAUUACAUGAUUCCGAGUUCAUUACCAAGUGCUUGGAUCAUGUUCAAAAGAAUACUCAGUUAUUUAGUACUCAUAAGAGAAUUAUUGGAUUGUUAACAGUGGCCAAGUCCGAAUUACCAGACGCUCCACUCUAUCAUGCUGUCGAUCAUAUUUCAAGUGUUUUGAAGUGUAUGAACCCUCCAAUGACAUCGGUCAAAUCUGCCUUAAUUAAUGCAGGAUUUAGAGUUUCUCAAUCACAUGCCAAACCCAAUGCUCUCAAAACAGAUGCUCCCAUUAGUUUUAUUUAUGAUGUCAUGAAAGAAUGGAUCAAAACAAAUCCAGUGAAACCACAUAAGGAAGACGCUAAAAAGACUCCAGGUCAAGUUAUUCUAGAAAAGCCACAACAACAUACCAUCAAUUUUAGUGUCAAUGAAAAAGCGCUCACUACAAGAAAAUACACUGGUAUUGCUACCUUUUUACCCAACCCAGAGGAGAAUUGGGGCCCAGGAAAAAGAAAUACCAUUCAUCAAUCGGUAAAAUCAUCAUCAACCGCCUCAGUGACAUCAUCUUCGGAUCAAACGGAUCAGCCUCCUACUGACACCCAACCUCAAACAAAGAAACCAAAAUUUGAUUAA